This is a messenger RNA of Papaver somniferum (opium poppy), 871 nucleotides long. RefSeq names its product SNF1-related protein kinase regulatory subunit beta-3. The transcript has 4 exons. Lineage: Eukaryota; Viridiplantae; Streptophyta; Magnoliopsida; Ranunculales; Papaveraceae. The record is from RefSeq and is a predicted model, not a curated record. Gene Ontology annotation, molecular function: protein binding. Bases 284 to 652 code for a protein of 122 amino acids.
ACAAAGAUUUAGCACUUUUUAUGCUCGUGUCGUACUUUCAGCUUGCGAUAGAAAUACUCGAUGUUUUACUAAAAUCAACACUAGGAUAAAAACAAAGUUUGUGAAGAACUCCAUCAAAUCAACUAGGAAAGGAGGGACAACUGGUUGUUUAGGAUUAAGGGGUUUUUGAGGAAGAUUUGUAGUCUUGGAUUUGCCUACCUUCUAAUUUUAUUUCUGGGCGGAUUCUCCAAGAGGGAUUAGGGCUUCGUUGGAUUCUUCAGGCUCUAGAAUCCGCGGGAAUAGGAUGGACAACACGUGUGGUGAAGAUCAAGAUGGAAUAAGCGUUGCGGGUUUCGAGGUACCAAGGUCACCAGAUGCAAGUUAUAAUAACCCAUAUCCUGGAAAUGAAGAUGAAGCCAGGGAUCCACCUCUUGUUCCUCCUCAUCUGCAACACACCCUUUUGAGCUUUCCUGCAGUGAGUACUAGAGACACAUCAUCUUCAACUCUACCUCUCCCGCAAAAUGUGAUACUCAACCAUCUCUACAUUGAGAAUAGAGAAAGUCCGCGAUCAGUGGUUGCCCUUGGAAUCACUCAUCGUUUCCGCUCAAAAUAUGUUACAGUCGUGCUUUAUAAACCCAUUCAAAGAAGAGGCACUAGUAAUAAUAGUAGUUGAGGUGUGUAGUAGUGUUAUUUUAAUUACCCACAUUUUUAAAUAGAUUUAAAAAAAAAAAGAUGAUCUUGGGGUUAGUAGUAAAGAGCAAACGUAAUUUAUUUAUGUGCAUUCACGUUUGCAGCUACAAAUUAACAGACGGGGUGUGCUUGUUGCACUCUUGUAUUACCUAUUUCUUCUUCUUUUUCUGAAAGUGUGGUUAAGCUUAGAUUUCCAUAUGCA